AUGCGAAAUACUGAAAUACGGUUGUGUUUUCCUCACACUGACCUCCCGGCCGUGCCGUGGGUGGGCGAGCCGCCUCGCCAGGGCGCCCCCAUCACCGGUUUUCCGCACUGCACGACGAGGUCCCUGCUCGGGGUCGGGCGAGGGGCCCUGGGCGGGGGUGGCAUGUGUGGGCGUGUAUCGCCUCUCGGCAGCAAGGAUAUUCCUGCAUCCAGUGGCUCUGGGUUCAUAGUGUCUGAGGAUGGGCUCAUUAUUACCAAUGCUCAUGUCAUCACUAACCAGCAGCGGAUUCAGGUGGAGCUCCAGAGUGGGGCCCAGUAUGAAGCCACUGUCAAGGACGUUGACCAUAAAUUGGAUCUCGCGCUGAUUAAGAUUGAGCCAAAUACUGACCUUCCUGUAUUGCUACUGGGAAGAUCAUCUGACCUUCGGGCUGGAGAGUUCGUGGUUGCCUUGGGCAGCCCAUUUUCUCUGCAGAACACAGUGACAGCAGGAAUUGUCAGCACUACACAGCGAGGAGGCAAAGAACUGGGGCUGAAGGAUUCAGAUAUGGACUAUAUCCAGACUGAUGCAAUAAUUAAUCACGGGAAUUCUGGGGGGCCUCUGGUGAACUUGGAUGGAGAUGUGAUUGGCAUAAAUACAUUGAAGGUGACUGCAGGAAUCUCCUUUGCCAUUCCCUCAGAUCGAAUUAGACAGUUCUUGGCAGAAUACCACGAGCGCCAGUUGAAAGGAAAGGCUCUUUCACAGAAGAAAUAUCUGGGUCUGCGAAUGCUGCCCCUCACUAUGAACCUUCUUCAAGAAAUGAAAAGGCAAGAUCCAGAUUUCCCUGAUGUGAGUUCUGGGGUUUUUGUAUAUGAAGUGAUUCAAGGAACAGCUGCUGAAAGCUCUGGGUUGAGAGACCACGAUGUAAUUGUCAGCAUAAAUGGACAACCUGUUACUACCACAGCUGAUGUUAUUGAAGCUGUUAAGGACAAUGAUUCCCUUUCCAUCACUGUUCAUCGGGGAAAACAAAUUUUGUUCCUGACAGUCACACCUGAAAUAAUCAAUUAAGUCUUGCUGUAAAGAGAGAUUAU
Propithecus coquereli (Coquerel's sifaka) is the source of this 1067-nucleotide messenger RNA. RefSeq names its product HtrA serine peptidase 4 (gene HTRA4). The record is from RefSeq and is a predicted model, not a curated record. Gene Ontology annotation, molecular function: protein binding; serine-type endopeptidase activity. The transcript is spliced from 8 exons. Gene Ontology annotation, biological process: programmed cell death; proteolysis; positive regulation of apoptotic process. Bases 1 to 1044 code for a protein of 347 amino acids. NCBI's taxonomy places the organism in Eukaryota, Metazoa, Chordata, Mammalia, Primates, Indriidae.